CAUACUUACCUUGAUGGCACAAGCCCCUUCAUGUACCCGGGUUUGUGGGCCGUGGAGACACUUCAUAGCACGGCGACCUUGUCCAUACAAAGGGUUUCUGCGGCUUGUAUAGGCUCAGGCUUAUGCACCGUCUCAAUAUUUUCCUGUCCUGCAUCGGCCACUCUGGCUGGGCAGGCUCUUUUUUUUUUGGCCUCUCGGCAGCUCUAACCCUAACCAUAACAAUGCCUAAAAUUGUGCUGUCAACGCUGGUAAUGCGCCCCCGAAACGGUUCAGCCGCUUUGUUGCCUGAAGACAUUGGCAGGGCUUUAGUGUAUACAGUAUGUUCAGUUCGUGCAUUCAUGUCCGCCAUUAGUGCUAGCUAGCACCGAACAACUUAAGCAUGUCAUUACCCGUAUGCAGAGUAUUGAUCAUUCACUUUAUCAAGCUCAUCACAAAUUUUCCCGGCAUUUUCCACAACUUUUCUCAAAAUGCAA
Lentinula edodes (shiitake mushroom) is the source of this 473-nucleotide messenger RNA. RefSeq lists its product as uncharacterized. NCBI's taxonomy places the organism in Eukaryota, Fungi, Basidiomycota, Agaricomycetes, Agaricales, Omphalotaceae. The coding region runs from base 123 to 362 and encodes 79 amino acids. The transcript has 3 exons. The record is from RefSeq and is a predicted model, not a curated record.